Messenger RNA from Syngnathoides biaculeatus (alligator pipefish), 1696 nucleotides. RefSeq names its product alpha-amylase-like. The coding region runs from base 56 to 1597 and encodes 513 amino acids. Gene Ontology annotation, biological process: carbohydrate metabolic process. Gene Ontology annotation, molecular function: alpha-amylase activity; cation binding. The transcript has 8 exons. The record is from RefSeq and is a predicted model, not a curated record. NCBI's taxonomy places the organism in Eukaryota, Metazoa, Chordata, Actinopteri, Syngnathiformes, Syngnathidae.
UAUGCUUUUUUUUUUUUCCCUUUUUUUUUAAAAGACCCAUUUCUGCCGGAGAAGCAUGAAGGGGUUCAUCGCGUGGGCGCUGCUGUGCGGGCUCGCCGCCGCCCAGCACCACCCUCAGCUGCGGCACGGCAGGACGGCCGUCGUCCAUCUUUUUGAGUGGCGUUGGGCGGACAUUGCGGCCGAGUGCGAGCGCUUCCUGGGGCCCAACGGCUUCGGGGGAGUUCAGAUCUCGCCUCCCAACGAGCACAUUGUUCUCGACAAUCCCUGGAGGCCCUGGUGGCAGAGGUACCAGCCCGUGGGCUACAACCUGUGUUCCAGGUCCGGUGACGAGCGGGAGCUGCGGGACAUGGUGGCGCGGUGCAACAACGUCGGGGUCAACAUCUACGUGGACGCCGUCAUCAAUCACAUGUGCGGCUCGGCCGGCGGCGAGGGGAACCACUCGUCCUGCGGGACUUGGUUCAGCGCCAGCACCAAGAACUUCCCCGAUGUCCCCUACAGCAGCUGGGACUUCAACGACCACAAAUGCAGAACAAGCAGCGGUGAGAUCGAGAACUACGGGGACGCUAAUCAGGUGCGCGACUGUCGCCUGGUGGGCCUCCUGGACCUCGCUUUGGAGAAGAACUACGUCCGCGACAAGGUGGCCGAGUUCAUGAAUGCGCUCAUCGACAUGGGCGUGGCCGGGUUCCGGGUGGAUGCCUGCAAGCACAUGUGGCCCGGCGACCUGGCCGCCGUCUACGGCCGCCUGCGCAACCUCAGCACCCAGUGGUUCGCCGAAGGCUCCAGACCCUUCAUUUUCCAGGAGGUUAUUGACCUCGGAGGCGAGCCCAUCUCAGCUUGGCAGUACUCCCACCUGGGACGAGUGACCGAGUUCAAAUACGGUGCCAAACUGGGAACUGUCUUUCGGAAAUGGCAUGGCGAGAAGUUGUGCUACACCAGAAAUUGGGGAGAGGGGUGGGGAUUCAUGCCAAACGGCAAUGCCGUCGUAUUUGUCGACAACCACGACAACCAGCGAGGGCACGGUGCCGGCGGCGCAUCCAUCGUCACUUUCUGGGACCCCAGACUGUACAAGAUGGCCGUGGGGUACAUGCUAGCCCACCCGUACGGCGUAGCCAGGGUUAUGUCGAGCUUCCGCUGGAACCGCCACAUUGUCAAUGGAAAGGAUCAGAACGACUGGAUGGGACCUCCGAGUGAUAGCAACGGAAGCACUAAGUCUGUUCCCAUCAACCCUGAUCAGACCUGCGGGGACGGGUGGGUCUGUGAGCACAGAUGGCGUCAGAUCAAGAACAUGGUCAUUUUCCGCAACGUGGUCGAUGGACAGCCUCAUACCAACUGGUGGGACAACCAGGCGAAUCAGGUUGCCUUUGGCCGUGGUAAUCGGGGCUUCAUCGUCUUUAACAAUGACAACUGGGACUUGGACGUGAACCUAAACACCGGCAUGCCGGGCGGCACCUACUGCGACGUCAUCUCCGGCCAAAAAGAAGGAGACGGGUGCACGGGAAAGCAGAUUCACGUUGAGGACGACGGCCGGGCCCAAUUCCGGAUCGGCGCCCGAGACGAGGACCCUUUCGUGGCGAUUCACGCCGAAUCCAGACUGUAAACGCCGGCUACGUUCAACAAAAAUAACACGAGCUAGGAACAAAAGUGCCAUUAAAGGGGCUUUGUGGUGGAAGGCUCGCCUCUGCUGUCUUCUCUUCUC